Messenger RNA from Notothenia coriiceps (black rockcod), 282 nucleotides. RefSeq names its product vacuolar protein sorting-associated protein 13B-like. The annotation marks the transcript as partial. The transcript is spliced from 2 exons. The record is from RefSeq and is a predicted model, not a curated record. Lineage: Eukaryota; Metazoa; Chordata; Actinopteri; Perciformes; Nototheniidae.
ACAUGCACUGCACCUCGGCAUACUGCGUGACCCGGGUUCAGAAGUGGAGGACCGGCAGUAUCAGGUGGACUUCCAGUCCAUCAACAUUGGAACGGCUCACUGGGAGCAACUGAAGCCGGAGAAGGAGGGGACCAAAGGAGGCGUGUCCGUAGAGAGUGAGAGGAGCUCCCAGAACCCAGCGCUGGAGUGGAACAUGGCCAGCAGAUUGAAUGAUCAAAAAAAGCAUGGCAUGCAGAAAGAUGGCCAUUGAAAUCUCAUUCUACUUGGAUGAAUCUCUCAAAA